Molecule: messenger RNA, 4333 nt
Organism: Nymphaea colorata (pocket water lily)
Lineage: Eukaryota; Viridiplantae; Streptophyta; Magnoliopsida; Nymphaeales; Nymphaeaceae
Exons: 2
Coding region: 2823-3944 (373 amino acids)
Molecular function (GO): zinc ion binding; nucleic acid binding
Source: RefSeq, a predicted model, not a curated record
GUAUUAUAAAUAAGGGACUGUUGUCCCCUUUUAGGUUAUGGCUUGUUAAGCCACAUCUUGUAGUAUUUUGCCUUGUUUGGCUGAAGAUCAAUAUAUUUUCCUUAUCCUCUUGUUAGAGGAUUCUUGUGUAUUGCCUUGUUGAGUUAGUGAGAGAUUCAAGAGUGAUAUUAUUGAAGUAUUUGCCUAACUUGGGCCUGAUUUACAUGGAAUCAGAGCCUCGUCUUUGGCUCUUUGUCUUGCUGCCAUUCAAGAUUGAAGGUUCAGUUUUUAUUCUUACGUUGGAGCUGUGAAGCACUCCAAGUGUUCGAGAUAUUGCUUGCUGAAGUUUUACACAAGAAGAAGAGUGUUUUUGCUGGCUUUUUGUGGUGAUUUCUUGACGAAAUUUAGCUCUCUUGGUGGUGAGCUCGUGGCUGUUGGAAGGGUGACUGGUUUCUAUUAUUGUUGAGUUUUUAUCCUUGCCGUAGACUUCUUUUUACGUGGCUGCCAUCUUCUUUAUAACUUGUAAGUGGAUCUACCUUGUUGAUUGUGCCCAUGGAUGACAAAGUCUCUUCUCUUCCUUUUCCCAAACUCUCGUCAACAAAUUACAAUGGGCUAGAACUAUGGAACACUUUAUUCGUAGUAAAAGCCUUUGGGGACUAGUUGAUGGGACAAAACUUGAACCACAACUAGUCCUUACGAAAGUUGUUGAUGGAAGGGCUAUGGAAUUGGAUGCAACCGAAAAAGAGAAGGUAAUGGCUGAAUACAACAAGAAAUGGGAAGAAUGGAGUGUUGGUCAUCACAAAAUUAUUACUUGGAUCUUGACUUGUGUUGACAAUGCUACUAGCGGGCAAAUCUCUCGGCUGCAGGCCGCCCGCGGUGUGCACGUGCCUGUCUUGCACCCACAGGAACUGUUAAUGCACUAAAGUUAAUGAAAAUGUAAUGUGUUUGAUAGAAUGCAUGUGAUUGAUGCAUAUGUGAAUGAUAUGAAUGCAAGUGUUAUGUUUAAGCAUGCUUCGCAUGUGACUGAUGUUGUGUUAGUGUGGCCAUCAAGUGGCUUUUACGUGUCGUACUCUGACACGACAUGACGAUAGAUGGGUUGAUAUUUGUUCUUUUAUUUGAGCCUUACUUGAGAGGGUUUGGCAUUUUCCUGGCUUGUUGCCAUACUGCAAAGGCAGAGCCUUCAGUUGUUUUCUAUUUCAGGUUUUGGCGGACCCAGAGCAACAGGUUGAGCAGAUGGCUUCACUCACGUCCUGCUGGGGAGGUUUUGGGAUUGUCGUUUGUAGUGCCGGCGCGUCAUGUUUUGGUUUUAUUGAUGUCUUCUUUUUGUUAGGCAUCAAUGUUAUGAUUUUGGGGCAUUUUGGUCAUGCACAUAGAUGUGAAAUUGUAUGAAACAAAAUGGUUAUAUAAAUGAAAGUUCGCCCCAUUGUUUUGAAUUGCUUGGCUCAUCGUCUUUUUGAAUUGUUGGGUAGUCACACCUCGAUGCUUUAUGUUCAGAAAAAAAAAAAAAGGGUUUGAGGGUUAAAAGGUCGGGGUGUGACAAUUUAACCCAAUGGGAGACACAUGCAAAAGGUCAUUUUCCUAAUAUGAAUAUGAGACAGGAAUUCUUCCUUGGUACCUCAUGUCUGGAGUGUGAAGUUGCUAAAUUAUGGGAAGAGAUCAAAUCGGUUCUAUAAGCUUUCAAAAUAUGUUGAGGCAUUCUGACAAAUAAUUUUGUUACUUUAUCCCCUAUGGGAUUAGAUUGAUCAAGGGGGUAUUCUCCAUCCAGAGGUGAAGGUGGGUAGCUUUGGCUUCCCUUACACAGAUUGCAAUGUAUCACUGUGUAUGUCCUUGUGCACCAGUAGAUACGUAUAGCUACUAUAGAGAUACAUGUAUAUGUGUGUGUGUUACAUUUAUAUGUAUAUACAUUUACUUACAUACUUACAUACAUAUUGUUAAAGAUACAAAAAAGGGGUUUUCUGAAAUAUUAGGAAGUUAGGGAAGGUCUCUUUAAAUGUUUUGUUAUUUUUAGUGGACUUCUCUUGUAAUUUUCCCUAACCCUAAUCUCUUAAUAGAGAUUAGGGUCACGUAAUGCAUGAUCACUUUUUGCCGCCUCUCUCUCUCUCUCGUAACAUGGUAUCAGAGCGGGUGUGGGCGUCGACGGCAGAGUGCGCUUUCCGGUGACCUUCUCCGGCGAUCACCAUCUUCUCCGGCGACAAUCUUUCCGGCGAACAGCCAAGUGAGUUCGUUCCUUCUUUUUCUUUCGUUCUCUCCCUUGUCACCGCUACUCCUUAUUCCCUCUUAUCACCCAAUAAGGAGACAGUGAGGGAAUAGGGGUUGGGCGUGCCGUGAGAAGGAGGACCUGAUCACGCCUAUGUGGAAGGCGUGAUCAGAUCCUCAUAUUGGUCGUAUGAAGAGACUAUUGUGGAUGCAGCGUGACGUGUGACGCUGUGGUUUGUGAUGAUCGUAAAUACAGUUUCGGUAAAGUCAAGCUGCGUGAGGUGUUGUGGAUGCUUUGUGGAGUCUAUGUGCUGCUUAUAAAUUCAGGUUUUUGAAUAUGAUCAGAUUUUUUCUACAGAUCGUGGAUACAAAUUCAGUAAAGAAAGGCUGCGUGAGGACUGUUGUUGAUCCUUAGUACAAGUUUUUUGUUUGAUUUCGUGGAUUUCUUUGACACGUGGACAGGAAGUUUUAUGAGAACUAGCUGCUGUUAUAAGUGGCAGCAGUCUUCAGUCGUUGGGAGCAACAGUCUUCAGUCGUUGGGAGUUCAUUCUUGUUUUUGUCAUCGGCUGAACCAGAUCUGAAGUGACAGUAAUUUCCUAGCCCUCUUUCUUUAAACGUUUGCGUCAAUCUGGUCUUCUUUAUUUACUAUGGCUGAAAACAGUAAAUCUGAAGGGUCUACUGACUACAAGAUGGCUGGGAAUUCAUUCUCUUAUGGAACCACGAUGAAACUUAAUGGCUCAAAUUAUGAAAUAUGGUAUAGGGUAUUCAUAAUGUCGGUGGCUGGUCAUAGGAAGAAAUAUAUUCUUGAGGAGGAUGAACCUAUUGAGAAAAAAGGAAUAUAUGUUGCGUGGGAUGAAGAUAAUUAUAUUGUUAUGUCUUGGAUUAUGAAUAGUGUGGAGUCUCAUAUAGCCCCAACUAUUGCAUAUUAUACCAAGGCCAAGGAUAUGUGGUCUUUCUUGAGAAAGACAUACUCGCAUGCCACUAAUGUAAUCAAGAUCCUACAACUAGAAGAGGAGUUAUGCAACAUUCGACAAGGGGAUCAAGACCUAUCUCAAUAUUUUGCUACUUUGACUGCUGCAUAUGAACGGUUAAAGGCUCUUCGCCCACCUUGUCAGCAUUGUUAUGCAUCACACGUUGAGACUGGUAUGGUGGCAAAGUUUUUAUCUGGCCUAUCUUCAGAAUACUCUGUGGCAAAGUCUCAAAUUCUAACAGGCAGUGAACUUCCAGAUUUAGCAGACACGUAUAAUAGGCUGAGUCGCUUUGCAGCCACUCUUUCUCAGACUACGCAUGACAUACCAGUCUCUGCACUUGUGAUAUCAGGAGGACGGGGCCCUAGUUCUUUUGGAGGCACUAGGGGGCAUGGUACAGGCCGUGGUGCUGGACGUGGCAGAUUUCAGUGCUCUUAUUGUGGCAAAAUUGGUCAUCUAGAGGACCGUUGUUGGGGCAAACAUCCUCACCUCAGGUCUAAUGUUUCCUCUGGACGUGGUGGAGGUAGAAUCACCACAAGCAGAGGUCCUUCUUCAUCCCAGGCAACUCAUUCAAAGGCAACAAUAUCUAUGGUUGAGUCUUCUACUGAUCCUUCUAUAUCUAUGUCAUAUUCUCUUAACCUAAGUAAAGAUGAAUAUGAUCGUGUUCUUGCUCAGAGGUCUGGCUCUACAUCUGCCUCUACAUCUACCAAUGCUGCUGUUGUAGAUUCAGCAUUCUCUGUUGGUGCUCCUACUGCUGAUCCAGGACUUACCAACUGGGAAGAUGAUUGGUGGCGGCCAUGAGCGUGAGGGCCUUUAUUUUUUGUCAAUCCCAGUUGAUGUUGCUGCAUCUUCAGUCCCUUCCAAGCCUUCUCCCUUCCAAUGGCAUCUCAGAUUGGGUCAUCCUUCCGUACCAAAGUGUGGAAUAUAGGGCUAUGGCUCAAACUAUGGCUGAAAUGUCGUGGGUUAGAUCACUACUUGUAGAGUUGGAUGUCUCAGUGAAUCUCCCAAUGAAGAUGUAUUGUGACAACAAGGCAGCUACAUAUAUCGCUAACAAUCCUGUCUUCCAUGAGCGGACUAAACACAUUGAAGUGGAUUGCCACUAUAUUCGGGACUUAGUUCAAGGAGGAAUUGUUAGCACUAUUCAUGUCUCCUCAGAAGAUCAGGCAGCAGAUAUUCUCACUAAAGCUCUU